CUAGGAUUUUCAUGGUCAACCUCAUCAAGACUUAUAAUCUACUGUUCUGUCAUCCAAUUACCAUUUACCCUAAAUAGUUUCCACUGCAAAAGGCCUAUAUAUACUCUCAAAGCCACCACGCGUCUCUCACACAAGCACCCUUGAGUAGUUACUAUUUAUCAGACACCCUCUUCUUGAUUUCUCUUUUCUUCUGUGAACACACAUACACAUACACAUAAAAAUACAUUCUUUGGUACUAUGGGUACUCUUGGUAACACGGAAGUUUACAAUCACAACCAUGAAGAUAAUGAUCCUGAAGAGUAUCUUCAUGGGGUGAAUUUCUCGAUCCAGAGAGGAUUCAAGGAGAAACUGAAGGCGAGUUUGAAGGAAGCUUUGUUUCCUGAUGAUCCCUUCAGGCAGUUCAAGAACGAGGAGAAAAAGACGAGGAGGGUGCUCAAGGGGGUGCAAUACUUCAUCCCUAUCUUUGAGUGGCUACCCACGUAUAAUUGGCGUCUCUUUUGCUCUGACUUGAUCGCAGGUUUAACCAUAUCAAGCCUUGCCAUCCCUCAAGGCAUUAGCUAUGCCAAACUUGCAGACCUUCCUCCUCUCAUUGGCCUUUAUUCGAGCUUUGUCCCACCUCUGGUGUAUGCUAUUUUUGGGAGUUCAAGGCACAUGGCUGUGGGGACGAUAGCAGCAGCAUCAUUGCUUAUUGGUCAAACCAUACAAAAGGUGGCAGACCCAAACGAGGACCCAACCUUGUAUCUUCAUUUGAUAUUCACAACCACCUUUGUCACUGGUGUUUUCCAAGCUGCUUUGGGAUUUUUCAGGCUGGGGAUAUUGGUGGACUUUUUCUCUCAUUCUACCAUCAAUGGCUUCAUGGGAGGGACAGCAGUGAUUCUCAUCCUCCAACAGCUAAAGGGCGUGUUUGGAAUGAUACAUUUUUCACAGAAAACCAACUUGGUGGCGGUGAUAAAGAGCAUCGUUAACAAUAGACACGAGAUUAGGUGGGAACCUACAGUUCUUGGAGUGGUCUUGCUUGCUUUCUUGCAAUUUACCAGGCACUUGAGGAACAAGAAUCCAAAACUGUUUUGGGUACAGGCUAUAGGUCCAAUGGUGACUGUAGUAGUUGCUGGUGUUUUCACCUACCUCGUCAAGGGCCAAAAACAUGGAAUUCAAAUUGUGGGGCAUCUAGACAAAGGAUUAAAUCCAUUGUCCAUCCACUACAUGAACUUUAAUGGUAAAUACUUAUCAGCAGUUCUGCAAGCUGGAAUUAUCACAGGGGUGUUAUCAUUAGCAGAAGGAAUAGCAAUAGGAAGAAGCUUUGCUGUUGCUGAUAACACACCUCAUGAUGGGAACAAAGAAAUGAUCGCUUUUGGCCUCAUGAACUUGUUCGGAUCUUUUACUUCAUGCUAUUUGACUAGUGGACCAUUUUCGAAGACUGCAGUGAAUUACAAUGCAGGGUGUAAGACUGCAAUGGCAAAUGUGGUACAGGCAGUGAUAAUGGCACUGACACUGCAAUUUUUGGCACCAUUAUUUGGCUACACCCCUAUGGUUGCUCUCUCAGUCAUUAUCAUAUCUGCCAUGCUUGGACUCAUUCAUUACGAAGAAGUCGUUCAUCUCUUCAAAGUUGACAAAUUUGAUUUUGUCAUUUGCAUGGCUGCUUUCCUCGGAGUUAUCCUCAUAAGCAUGGAUGUUGGUCUCAUGAUUUCUGUUGGACUAGGGGUUUUGAGAGCACUGUUAUAUGUGGCUAGACCAGCGCCAUGCAAGCUUGGAAAGUUAGCUGAAGUUGGUUUAUACAGAGACACAGAACAAUAUAAAGUUUCAACAUUCGCUGGGGUUCUUAUUAUUCAACUUGGCUCUCCCGUUUACUUUGCAAAUUCUAAUUACGUCAAAGAAAGGAUUAUGAGGUAUAUUCGAAGUGAACAAGCUUCUACCGGAGAGAAUGUUGAACACAUCGUACUUGAUUUGUCAGGAGUAACAUCCAUUGACACAACUGCUAUCAAAGCAUUGGAUGAGCUAGUUAAAGUGUUGACAAAGAAUGCAAUUAAGAUUUUGUUCGUAAAUCCGAGGGUGGAGGUGUUGGAGAAGCUUAUGUUAUCAAAGUUUGUUGACAAAAUUGGGAAAGAAGCGUUCUAUCUAACAUUGGAUGAGGCAGUGAUGGCAAGUCAAUAUUCACUUCGUUCAUCAAAGGAAAAUCAUGGCGAAGGUGGCAUGGUUUAAGAAAUUAUUUUCAUGUACUAGUUUAUCGAUGCCCCCAAAUCAAUGUUAGCUGGUAUUGUUUAGUAUAAUAAGUAUAAUAAUAAUAAUUAUUAUUAUUAUACAACUAUUAAUGGAUUGAGGGGUGAUAUCCCAACACACUUUUACGU
This is a messenger RNA of Vigna radiata var. radiata (mung bean), 2345 nucleotides long. Its product is annotated as probable sulfate transporter 3.5. The transcript is spliced from 12 exons. The coding region runs from base 238 to 2199 and encodes 653 amino acids. The record is from RefSeq and is a predicted model, not a curated record. NCBI's taxonomy places the organism in Eukaryota, Viridiplantae, Streptophyta, Magnoliopsida, Fabales, Fabaceae. Gene Ontology annotation, molecular function: secondary active sulfate transmembrane transporter activity. Gene Ontology annotation, cellular component: membrane. Gene Ontology annotation, biological process: transmembrane transport.